GGUACCGCACCAUCGUUAUGAGUCCAACUGGAGAGAGUGAGGGGAAGGGGAGCGACGCAUUAUUGCAGUAUAGUGCCAUCACACAAACACACUAACGAAAUUAGCGCACUAACCCACAAACCGACACACACAGAUACGCUUCCACACACUCGCCGGGAGAGGGGGAACAACGGUGGUGUUAGAUAAUUCUGAAAUUAGACCACCGGAAAAUAGUGAAAUUAUAUAAUUGGGUAAUCUAAAGGAACAUGAAAUCAGUUGUGUUUAGUUUUGAAGGGGAACGUGCAACCUAAACCAUUGGUGUGAUUUUGAGCAUCUCGACUCAGCAUUCUUGGAAUAUCACGACUUCUCUUGCAUAGAUUUAUUAUCUAAAGAAAUUCGCCAAGCAUCCUUGGAUUUAUCUCUUAUGGAUUUUACGAACUGAAAUUGAGAAUCUGUGCAUCAGCCGUAUUCACUUUCAACCUCUUGUUCCGCUGCCUUUCUUCGAGCGAAUUAUUACCCGACACUUGCCUGGGUAUUGCAGUACUUUGUGGAUGACUUGCGGUGCUAAAGCAUUGCUUUGAGGUUACUGCAUCAGCUUCUGCAUCCGUUUGUUAUUAACGCAUCAAUUUAAUCAGUCGAGUCUCUGAGGUUCUGGACAUCUUUGGACGACAGCAGAGAUUUUUCACCGUUGCGUUUUUGUGAUUUCGCUUUUUACAUUUUUGACUCCCCUACCCCCACCGCUCACUGACAGUGAGUCAGUUCCAAGCAGCUGCAUAGAAGAUGUCUGCCCCAGACGCUGCUCCCCCAGCUGGACCUCCCGGAGCCCCAGGGGCCCCAGGAGCAGAUGGAGCCCCAGGUGGAGGGCCCCCACCCCCUCCUCCCAACACCUCCAGCAACCGCAGGCUACAACAGACACAGGCCCAAGUGGAGGAGGUGGUGGAUAUUAUGCGGGUGAAUGUGGACAAGGUUCUGGAGAGGGACCAGAAGCUGUCGGAGCUGGAUGACAGAGCGGAUGCUCUCCAGGCCGGGGCCUCCCAGUUCGAGAGCUGUGCAGCCAAACUCAAGAGCAAAUACUGGUGGAAAAACGCAAAGAUGAUGAUCAUUAUGGGUAUCAUUGGAGUUCUUGUGGUCGGAGUCCUUUUCUUGUACUUCUUCUAUUGAGUAAUCCCAGCGUGGCAGGACAGACAUGAGAGCGGAAUAGAAGAGAAGAAGAAAAGUAAAUCGACCCAGAUCCAAACUCCAGUCCCGUCCCCUUUAUCCUCCACACCAGGUCUUCCAUCUAGCACUUAAACAUGACGCUAGUGUGUAGAUGUUGUUGCUCUCUUUUCUCUUCGUCCUCCUGCCCUUCUUUUUGAUCCAUCUUUCUUCCUCUGUUUUGGCGUGCUGUCUCACUCACUCUCUCCUGCCUCUGCGUCUCAUACAUUAUUGAAGUGUGCAGUAGGGAAAGAGAGAGCAGGAAGGGAAUGAAGGAGGGACGAGAUAAGAAACCCCCUGUGACACAGGGACAGAGAGGACAGGAGCAUACUGUAGGGAAAGAGAGAGAGAGAGAGAGAAAAAGCAGGAAGAAGUGAAAGAGAGAGAGAGAGAGAAAGAAAGCAGGAAGGAGAGAGAGAGAGAGAGAGAGAGAGAGAGAGAGAGAGAGAGAGAGAGAGAGAGAGAGAGAGAGAGAGAGAGAGAGAGAGAGAGAGAGAGAGAGAGAGAGAGAGAGAAAGCAGGAAGAAGUGAAAGAGAGAGAGCAUGGAGAGAGAGAGGGAGUGCAAAGAGAGAGCAGCAGAGAAGCAGUUCUUUCUAUCCAGAUACGCCAAAGCUUGUUCGUGUUACCUUUUGGAGAGCGUACCACAUUUGUAAAUUGAUACUGACAUACAGUACCUAACAACCCCUCCUGAUCCCCUACCUCAUACCACUACCAUUAUAAACACUACUUACUAAUACAAGGUCAUGUUUAAGAGUAUGAUCAUUUUGUCAUGUGUGUGUACUUGUGAUCCAAAUCAGUGUAGCCAGUAGCUUUUUCCAGGGUUAGUUGAUGUAGGCCUUGACGGGCAUUCCUGCCUUUUCCUUUACCUCCCUCUUCCUCUCACUCGCUGACUGUGGUAUUUAAGAGAGAGAGAGAGAGAGAGAGAGAAUAAGAAAAGCCAGGAAGGAUACUGGAAAAGGCAGAAACCACUUUUGGGACACUGACUUUUAGUAUAUCUAUAUUCUUGUACCACAGACAGACAGACGGACAGUUAGCUAGAUUGACAUUGACAGACAGAAACAGUCUGUACCUACAAAGACUAUUCUUUCAGGAGUGCAGACAAAAGUCUAUAGAGUAUUAACUCUGGACACACCUAAAGGCAGGUCUGUGUAAUAACACUGCAUAGUACAUUUUUGAU
Oncorhynchus keta (chum salmon) is the source of this 2351-nucleotide messenger RNA. Its product is annotated as vesicle-associated membrane protein 1-like. Gene Ontology annotation, biological process: vesicle-mediated transport; SNARE complex assembly; vesicle fusion. Bases 760 to 1140 code for a protein of 126 amino acids. The record is from RefSeq and is a predicted model, not a curated record. NCBI's taxonomy places the organism in Eukaryota, Metazoa, Chordata, Actinopteri, Salmoniformes, Salmonidae. Gene Ontology annotation, cellular component: plasma membrane; SNARE complex. The transcript is spliced from 5 exons. Gene Ontology annotation, molecular function: SNAP receptor activity; syntaxin binding.